AUUUGAAGUUUUAUAUUGCAGGUAAAAGCAUGAUGCAUGUUCUGAAUUGGAUUGGAUUGGAUUAGAUGAGCCGGCCGCCUUGAUUACUAUUCGUGCUGCCCACUUUCAGAAGCAAAGUGCUGUGGAAGCUUCCACAGUUAUAUAUAGAUAGAUAGAUUGCAGAACAGAGUUGACAUUGAGACAAGGAGCUUGUAAAAUGGCUGGCAUGGCGAUUGUUAUGUUGUUUAGUCUGUUGUUGUUGGAUAUUAGCAAUGGAUUCUCAAGUCCAGCUUUGACACCACCCGCGGGCAACAGCCUGAAGAUGAAACUCAAAACCCGGAAUGGAAUAUGGGCGUAUAAGUGCGAGGGGAGCAAGUGGGUUCCUGUUUUGGCUACAGCGGAUGUUGUCAAUGCUUCAGAUUUGGGGCAGAGUUAUGGAAAUUUUUCUUUGUUGUAUCGUCCAAGCAAUCCUAAAUUUGCAGGCCUCUGGUAUCUUAUUAAUGGCCCUGCCGAUUCUGCAGAGUCUGGAAUGACUAUCAGCAUCGUCGGAGGGACAGAAAUAGCAUCGGAGGCGUCGGCAGGGGGAGGAAUUCCUGAAAUAGUGGCAGAAGCAUCGUACCACAAGAACUAUGGCGUUGCAUAUCGCGUAUCGUAUAUCCAGCGGGUGGGCACUAAGGGCGGCAUUCCGUCCACAAAGUGCAGUGGUUCAAAGAAAAGGCUUGAAAGAGUUCCGUUUGAGGCCGAAUUCUGGUUUUACACGCAGGAUUUGGUUCCUCCCACAGUACCGGCCCCAAUCGGGGUUCCGUCAGGUCGAAUGGUAAUGGGAAUGUUCUGCAAGGGAGUCGCAAAGUAUAACUACGAUGGCUCCAAAUGGGUGAGGCAGAGCAUCCAGGGGAAGCUUUACGACGUGCCAGGGGGAAUACCCACUGGCAAAUAUUAUGUUAAAAGCAAAGCUGAUCCCAAUGGAGGAACUUUCUGUCUCGAGACAAACAAUCCCCUCGCGUGGUCUGUCACAGGUAAGAUCCAGGGCAAUUCCGUUCAAGUCUCGCCGGAUUCGAUUCCCUGGUCUCUUUUCCAAAUCACCAGCAGCAGCGGAAACACAUCUGUGUUGGGGCCCUUCAACUACUUCCAGAUGAUCUCUACAAGAGGUGGAGCUCCACCCAAAGCAAGCAAGGGCACAGCCAUUGGAAGCGUCUAUAAAUCACUCUUCACCAAUGUCUUCUGGCUUUUCUGCCCCCCUUAAAUUCAUCUUUAUGUCAUUCCACUCCUCUAGUAUUGUUUUUGCUAAUAAAAGAUUAGCACAACUUUAAGAUGUGUGAUGCUUAAACUAAUGAAACCAUUAUCUAAAUCAUAUGUGAUUCUAGCUC
Molecule: messenger RNA, 1346 nt
Organism: Cryptomeria japonica (Japanese cedar)
Lineage: Eukaryota; Viridiplantae; Streptophyta; Pinopsida; Cupressales; Cupressaceae
Exons: 4
Coding region: 197-1222 (341 amino acids)
Source: RefSeq, a predicted model, not a curated record